AUGCAUGUGGUCGUCAGCGCCGGGGACCCACAUCGCCCUUUCACCGAACUUGGCUAUAAGAAGUGGUUUCAGUUGACGUUGAGAGAUCGGGACUUCAGGGAGCGACUUACGUUUUUUUUUGGAAGGGGCAAGGUCAAUGCCACGGUAAUGGAACUCUUGACCGGUGAUAGCUUUUCCUUGGGCGACGGUGGACGGUCGGUGAGAAGAGGGGGACAAGGGAGAACCGCCGGCGGCUUGACCCGGGUGCGCCGCUGCUUUGACAGCCGCGGCGGGCGGACUGGUGCACGGCCACAUUGA
Molecule: messenger RNA, 297 nt
Organism: Microbotryum saponariae
Lineage: Eukaryota; Fungi; Basidiomycota; Microbotryomycetes; Microbotryales; Microbotryaceae
Source: the annotation of a GenBank genome assembly